This is a messenger RNA of Porites lobata, 1864 nucleotides long. The record is from the annotation of a GenBank genome assembly. NCBI's taxonomy places the organism in Eukaryota, Metazoa, Cnidaria, Anthozoa, Scleractinia, Poritidae.
GACGAAGCAUAUAGUGGUCCUUCAAAUGCUUCAUACCUUUCCGUCACUGGCCCAUCAAGCAGUGCAACAGCAUCUAGCAGUGCAAUACAUGUAAACCAGGAAGAGUUAGACCAAUUAAGAGAGAUGUUUCCGGAAAAAAGCAGCAGCUUGCUGCAACGUGCCUUAACCUGCCAUGGGAGUGUUAAUCGUGCUGCUCUUUCCCUCUCCUCCCAAAAUCUUCCUGAUGAAAUUGACUCAGAUGAGGAUGCUGAUGCAGAACUUUUAAAGCCUGCUUUUCCAGCUAAAGCUGAUUCCUUGGAGGCAGUGUUGAAGGAGCUUCAGAAAGGUUUGAGUACACAGAAACAAAAGCUCAGAGUUGAUGAAGAAGAUAUCUUUAGUUAUGCCAUGGUAUACUAUAAAGAUCCCAGCUUUGAUCCUAGCAAGCCCUUACGAGUCCUUUACACAGGGCAGCCUGCUGUCGACACAGGAGGAGUAACCAGACACUUUUUUAGCCAACUUCUCCAAGUCAUAUGUAACACGUUCUUCCAUGGUGACAGUUACAAGCAUCCAGUUUACAAUGCUGAUAUUGUUGCUUCUGCUAUGAUGAAAUACAUUGGGACAAUUAUAGUGCACAGCAUUUUUCAAGGCGGGCCAGGGUUUGCAGUCUUUAGCCCUUCAGUGUAUCAGUACCUAGCAACAGGUGAUGUUGACGCGGCAAUGAUGAUGCUGAAUUAUGGAGACUGUUCUGCAUCUGUGAAAGAUUUCAUUGACAAGGUAUUGUAUAAAUGUACAGUUAAAUGAUGUGCUCAAAUGUAACAGCAUACUUGCUAUUUUUAGUUCACUGUACACGAUGAAUAAAUCAUUAUAUUUGGUCGAAUAUAAAAACAAAGUUAAAAAAUUCUCUUUUCAUGACUGGCUGCUCAGCCAUAUGUACCAGACUGAUUCUCUUACAUUAACAAAAUUCCAAAUAAUUUCUGAUCCAACUACUGAUGUGUCAACAGCUUCUACUGAGGUAUAGCACAUAAAUAGAACGAAUGUGCUUGACAUCGUAGCGGCUAUAUUCAUGUAUCAUAAUCUACAUGCACCAACCUGAGUCCCACAGGACCAUAAGUGCACAGAUGUAUGUUCAACAGAUUGACAUGCAUGUCCUAACAGAAAUGCAAGGAUUGACCCAUAGUUGUUAUCAACUUACAGGUUGCUCAGGCCAAAGAUGUCUCAACACUUGACCAAGAAGAAUGUGCAAAUUUCUUGUCGGAUUGUGGCCUGGCAGUGGUAUUAACUGUAAGCCUAAUCUUAUCUUAAUUGAUUCCUUCUAUUAAAAAACCGCUUUGUGACAGAACUGUAAAAGCAUUUUUCAAAUUGUAUUUUCUGUUCAUAGAAUGACAACAAAAUGAGGGUUAUCCAAGGGAUGAUAAUUCAUGAUGUCAUAAGCCGACCCCAAAUCGUCUUGGAUCAGCUGGGAGAGGGAUUGGCUGUACUUGGCUUUCGUGCCAAAAUGAGAGAGUACCCUGAGAUGUUUGAGGAGCUUUUUGUGCCAAGCAAUAAGAGUAGGUUGACUUCAACUCAGCUGGUUGAUAUGCUAGAGUUUCCAGCUGAGAUGUGUGAAAAUGACAGAAUUGUAGCGAAUUACCUUAAACAGUUCCUGCAUAAUGCAGAAGUUGAAAUGUUGGAAAAUUUUGUCUUUUUUGCCACUGGGUCCACCUCUCUGCCCACCUUUGGGCUUGCUAAAAUCAAGAUUAAAUUUGACAACACUCCUUCCAUUUUUGCUUCCACGUGUUUGCUUUCAUUAACUCUUCCAAAUCACUUUGAAAGCGAAGAAGCUUUCAGUUCAUCGUUGAAAGCAGUCAUUGCUAGUUCUGCAAGGAAAUCGUUUAACUGUGUGUGA